This is a messenger RNA of Exophiala aquamarina CBS 119918, 1716 nucleotides long. RefSeq lists its product as uncharacterized. Gene Ontology annotation, biological process: rRNA methylation; box C/D sno(s)RNA 3'-end processing. The transcript has a single exon. NCBI's taxonomy places the organism in Eukaryota, Fungi, Ascomycota, Eurotiomycetes, Chaetothyriales, Herpotrichiellaceae. Gene Ontology annotation, cellular component: box C/D methylation guide snoRNP complex; small-subunit processome. Gene Ontology annotation, molecular function: rRNA methyltransferase activity; RNA binding; histone H2AQ104 methyltransferase activity. The coding region runs from base 1 to 1716 and encodes 571 amino acids. The record is from RefSeq and is a predicted model, not a curated record.
AUGAGAGCCGUUUAUUCACUUAACAGCCUUAACCGCUGGUCCUGCAAGAGCGGCAAUCCUCCCGAUGCUGGAGGAAUCAAGGGCAUUCAUGUUUACGACUUUGACAAUACACUCUUCUCCAGUCCUCUACCUAAUCCCCAAGUAUGGCAGUCGCAGGCUAUAGGCAUGCUGCAGGCUUAUGAGACCCUCGCGUAUGGUGGAUGGUGGCAUGACUCGAGUAUUCUGGCCGCUACCGGACAAGGUCUUGAAAAAGAAGAGCCCCGGGCUUGGGAAGGAUGCUGGAAUGAGACUGUAGUUCAACUUGUUGAACUUAGCAUGCAAUCAAAAGAGGUGGUGACAGUUCUAUUGACUGGAAGAGGAGAGACGAAUUUUGCCGAUUUGGUCAACAGGAUAUGCAACGCCAAAAAACUCAACUUCGACCUAGUCGUUCUCAAACCUGAAGUCGGUCCCACAGGCCAGAAAUUCGAAUCCACCAUGUCCUUCAAGCAGGAGUUUCUGAAGGAGUUGACCUUCACAUACAAGCAUGCGGAUGAGAUUCGGAUCUACGAAGACAGACCAAAACAUGUGAAAGGAUUCCGUGACUUCUUCGAGCGAGUCAACAAGAGUUUAAUCUCUCAUCCUGCGGAUCAACCGCCACCUCCUCGAAAGCCAAUCACAGCCGAAGUCAUCCAUGUAUGUGAACUAAAGGCAACUUUGAAUCCCGAAAUCGAAGUCGAAGUUGUGCAACGAGCAAUCAAUCGUCACAAUCUUUCAGUGUCAACAGGUGGGCCAAACCCUACACGCUCAAUCAACAAGCGAAUGAAGAUCGUGGAUCACUUUCUCUAUUUUGGCUACCUGAUCAGUCAAACGGAUUCUGCUCGCCUGAUCUCCCUCGUCAAUACCACACCCCACUUGAUUGACUCUGGAGAGGUUCGACUGCUUGCAUCUAGCAUCCUCAUCGCCCCCUACUUUCCAAAAAGAGAUCUCUUGCAAAAGGUUGGUGGACGAGGCAAGAAGGUGACAUGGCAAGUUACCGGGUUCGCAAAAUAUGAAGAUCGUAUAUGGGCUGCUCGAGUCUCUCCUGUCACGGAAACGCAGAUUUCAACACAGGAUCCAACACCACUUGUUGUUCUUGCCAUUCGCAAAGGCUCUAGGCAAGUUGAUGCGGCCAAGAUCACAAAAUGGGAACCAGUUGCUCCAGAGAAGGCAUUCAUGUUCGAAACCACCGUCGGGGACAAAGUACUACUAAAAAUCGAGCCCGAUGAUAUGUUCAGAGGUAAUAAUGGCAGAGGCCGUUCCAACUUCGACCGGAGUCUAACGGAAUCGACGCACAAGCGAAAAUUUGACGACCAGGAUUACCGGGGAAAGGAGAACUACACAGGCGUAGCUGCGGCUGGAGCGGAGAGAGACAAUCGCGGCUGGGUUCCCAAGGAGCAAGGUGGCGCAAAUGGCCGGUUCAAUAUGCGGCAUACGAGCAAGAACCAAUUCAACAAUAAGAAUAACCAAGCUGGGGGCGGCGCGAGAAACGUCCAUCAAAGUGUACAGGGCAAUACUACCAGAUCACGAGGUAACGGGGCUGGUCAAGGUGGUAAUAGAGGCGGCGGAAGAGGUGGUCACGCACCUCCACGCGGUCCUCCUGGCUACAAGAGUCUUGAUGACUAUGGACCUGGGAAUUUUGAUGGUGCCACCGAUUCCAGAUCAGGCGGUGCGAAUGCAGAAAUGGUCAUGAAUUAUUGA